This is a messenger RNA of Zychaea mexicana, 436 nucleotides long. RefSeq names its product centromere protein X. NCBI's taxonomy places the organism in Eukaryota, Fungi, Mucoromycota, Mucoromycetes, Mucorales, Lichtheimiaceae. Gene Ontology annotation, biological process: resolution of meiotic recombination intermediates; replication fork processing; DNA repair. The record is from RefSeq and is a predicted model, not a curated record. The coding region runs from base 92 to 334 and encodes 80 amino acids. The transcript has 5 exons. Gene Ontology annotation, cellular component: FANCM-MHF complex; Fanconi anaemia nuclear complex.
AGUCCAGUGGCCAUUCUCAGCAACUCACGCGUAGCACGCACGCGCAUAAAUCCACGGCUUUUUUAAACGAUCCACCACCACUGCUACUGCGAUGGCUGACGAUCAAGAUCGUGAAACGUUCAAACCGGAAACGAUUAACGGUGUUUUCAAGGCGUCAUGGAAAGAAUCAAAUACUCGAGCAAACAAGGACGCGUUGCUUCUUUCAACCGAGUUUCUAAGACUAUUUACAACUGAGGCACUUCAUCGCUCCGCAGAAAAAGCUUCUGAAGAGGAAGAAGAGAUCAAGCCAGAACAUUUAGAGCGCUCAUUAACACAACUCAUGUUGGAUUUUUGAGAGAAAAAAAAAACUGACUUUUUUGGAGAAUUUGCUGUUGAUUGCUACUACUGCUGCUGCUAUCAUUUGGCUGUGGAUAAGGAUGGUGUUGUUGUUGUUGUU